UUACAUUGUGACUCUCUGGCCUACCCUGCAAAAUUUCCAUCUGUUGGAAGGGGCAGAAGUGCUUAUUUUUGGACUGUUGAAUUCAAGAUUUUGCAACAGUCAUUACUUGAGCAUGUUCUCGAAGUUCAUCUGAAGGCUAGGUACAAUUUGAAUGAAAGUGACAUCAAAGUCUCAAUAUAGAAAACUUACACUGAAUUGUCAUAGGGUAAUAAUGGAUAUGUUUCUGUUGAGUGCAGUUUUAUAUGACUUGUAUAUGUUUGCAGUUCAAUACAUGUAUGUACUGUUCAAUUGAUAUACACAUGCAAUUAAGGUAUUACAAAAGGAAAAUAAUCAUUUUUCUUCAAUUUUCUGAAAAUUUAAUAUCCAAUUAAAAAAAAAGUCUAUUAACUUCUGAAAAUUUUGUUUUGGUAUCUUUUUUUGCUUCAUGAGAUAUAACGUGGAAAGUAAUUUGAGCGUAGAAUGGAAGGCACAACAUUGAUGACACUUCAUGUCAACUUCUCCUUGUCACCUAAUUAACUGAUGAUUUCAAAACCAUAACUGAUAUUCAAUACACAGUGCACUGUUUUUUUCAAUUCCAAAAUUGCUCAUUUGUUGGCAAGUCUACUUACAUUAAUUCUUUCCAAAAGCUACCGAGGUUGGUUCUGUAAUUCAAGUGUUGUUUUUAAGCUGUUAUCAUGUCUAAAAGAAACAAGUCCCUUCGUUGCUCUGCCAAAGGGAAAAUUUAUUGGUAGUUUGGGAAGAUAGAGGUGUUGUUCAUUGAUAGUGAUAGGGGUUACUACUAGACUGAAGAGAAUCAGUGGCCAGAGUCUAUUUCUAUCAAAGUUUCCACAGGUACUUGUUCACAAAAAAUAUCACAAACAGUUCAUCAUCAUUCAUGCAGCAUGGUAAUUCAAGAAUCAUUUGUUGAAAAGCUGUUUUGUGUCUCCAGUGUAGCUCUUCUUCCUCUGUCUGAUCGCUUUCCUGCUCUUUUUGGUAGAGUAUUUUGGCUUGAGUUCUGAUCUUUGAAAAGUUUAUUCUCAGCCAUCUAUUUGGUCAAUUUUUGUAAAAUCUGGGGAUAAUAUGGGAAAUAUGAUGAACCCCAAAAGGGUGUCUCCAAUUUACAAUAUUUUCCUAUUUCUAGAGAUGUGGCGCCUUCAUUGACAACUUUGCUCAAAAGCACUAAAGUUUAAAAAAUGAUCAGAAAGUAACAAGGCAUUAACAUACAAAUCCCAGAUAGUUCAAUAUGUGGAGAUAACGUUUGGGUAAAAAAAGAAACAUGUUGAUUGAUACGUGUUGUUGUAUGGCAUCUUGUUGUGAGAGAAUAAGCUUCCAUUCUGUUCAGUUGCAAAAGUUAUAAGAUUGAAUUCAAAACCCAAAAUCAGUGUUUAUUAAGCUUUAAGAAAAUGUAUAGUUUUACAGUGAUAGUGCACAUUAUAAGUUUUCACGCUUUCUCAGUUUGAAUGAAAAAGCUAAUAUUCCAUCUGGAAUACCUUAAAUUUUGGAAGGUUCAUUUGAUAUACUCCAGAAUGAGUUUUAGGUAUUGCCUAGCUCUACCAUUUCAACAGUGGCUUGCAUCAUCUUGCCAGCUACUUUUGCAAACCAAACACUUAAUGCACUUUAUCAGGCAGCACUAUUUAUAAGAGAUUGGAGUCAAAGGAUUUUCCAAGACAAAUAGAUGUAGGGAUUUAUGGUAUUAAAAAUGUUGUUCUGUUGGUCUAUAUAUGUAAAAUUUUAAUAGCCUCUCUAUGACUUAGUUGGAAGAAUAUUCAAUAAUAUUAUACUUUACUGAUGUUGAGGUAUUGCCAAUAACACGAAGACUUAAUGGCUACCUGAUGUACUUCCCCUUGGUCACAUAUUUCAGCAAUCUUGAAGUAUUUGGAUUAAUACUUGAGUUCUAGUCAAAUCUUAUAUGGUUUUGGACUUGCUAUGAAAAGAAUAGUGUAACUACUAUAUCAAUGCUGAUCACCCAGCUCCACAGAUUUUCCUCCUCCACUCCUUUCUGAGUUCUUAAUCACACUUAAAUCUUUUGCUGCUUCCACCGUGUCACGCAGUGAAAAGUCUUCAUUUAUGAAACAAAACCAUUCUCAGAUUCAUCAGGCAGUUCCUCAUUAGAUGUCCUAGACAUUUUGUAAAAGCCCAUGAAAUGAAGCUAGGAAAGGGAAUUUGGACAAUUUAAGUGAGAGUUAUGGGAAAGGAGACAUGAAUUAGAUGAGUCUUUCACAUAAUAAUGAAGUUCUCUGCUCUCUGAUUGCCAACUUAGCUGGAACAAAAUUUCUCAGUUGGUGUAAAUAAGCACUGGUAAAUUUUUCAAAGACUGCAAAUUGCACUUGCUCAUAAUUUUGUUGUGUUUGAAACAUUUACUUGGGCUUAUUUAUGCCAAAUUGCACUCAAAAUCCUGUUCUUACCCAUACAAAUUAGUUGAAGGUUGUAAUCAUUUAUCUUUAUGGUAGUUAAGCACUGCACAAAUUGUUGUUCAAAUGUUUUGUGGCCUAGGAUUAAUUCACUGACACUCACCUCUCAGACGAAUCAAUUACUAUUACACCAGCAAUUUGUACCAGAGAAAACAUCUUUUUUGAAAUUAAAUUUUGAUUCAAAUUCCUUCAAUGAGAACUUCUCUUGCUGUCCAUGCUGAUUGCCUUGAGGACUGAGUUCAAAGAGCUUGUGCUGAAAGGUGGUGCUUUGGCCCUCAAUUUGUCUUGUAAAUAUCCUCCAUUUUGAAUUUUUAUGCAGAUUACGGCAGCAAACUUGUUCCAUGUUGCCUCAAUUUCCUGUUGCCAGUUCCUUCUUCCAAGUUUAAGUCACACCCAGGGCAAAAACAUUGCCAUGAUAACUGUGGUGCCUCAUUUUUCGAAUGAAAGUAAGAUAAGAUGACUGAUGCUGUCAUUAGAAAAAUGUUAGACCACAAUAGAUGACUGAUGCUAUUUGUUGACACUUCAGAGAUACUCUUGUGGUGUCUAAGGAUAGUUAUGUCACUGAACUUUACUGUUGUCUGUGAUGCAUAAAUUGCAGGGAAGGGCAUUGUGGGUUUGAAAUUGUCAAAUUCAAUCCACACCUUGUACCAGGGUUUUGGUGGGAAGGGGGUUUGUUAGUUCAAUAGAUCAGUACAUUUUGGGGAUUUACAUCUUGGCAUUUGUUUGUAUUUCAUCAGUCACUUUCUGCCCCCUACCAGAAAUGCAUAUUUGAUGGCUUAACCCUAUAACUCCUGAGAUCUGAUUAUAAAUUCUCCCCUUUUGCUGCAACACAUUUCCUUCAGUUGUAAAUUAGUUACAAGAAUUUGUUGUUAGAUCAAGAUAACUUCAGCCUGAUAAGUUUGAUUAUUCUCAUAACCUGUUUCCUGGAUUAUGUAUGGAUAUGGUAGGGAGAAGUUAUUUGUCAAUCGCUUUUGGAGGUUAAAGGGUUACAAUUUAUGUAAUGCACAUUCUGGGCAAUCUAAAGACCCUGCUAACUUGAUAGCAGAGUGAAACAAACACAUCCAAAACAUGGCAUCUGACGGGAGAGCCCCUCUUUUUUGCAGAUUUAAGGACUUAAAAAUGUCAGAAGCACUACCUCAUGUAAGAAGUGAUCAUGAAAAAGUGAUGCAAAGUCCAUCUGUUUCUUGUGAGUUAUCCAUCCUAAGGUCACCUGAGAAGUUGAACUCCUGGGCAGAUCCUUCAGGCUUAGAUUUAACAGACACUAAGAGUGAUUUUGAACUAGUAAAUUUGUGGGCACAAAAGCGGGGUAUUUACAAACAGCCUGGAUAUGAAUUCACAAAGGAUCCAGAUUUAAUAUUUGAAGGCCUUGUUCGCAGCGCAUUUAAUCCAGAUAGAUUUCUUUGCAAGCUCACACUUUGGUACUACACAGGCCAUGCACUGGACAAGGAAAAAGCAAGGAAACUUUAUUACUCAUCAACUCCUUGCCUUGACAAGUUUGAAAAGGACUAUGUUAUGCUGGACUUUUUCCUUCAGAGAGAUGAAUGUUUAAAGAAAUGCAAUGGGGGAAAAGUAAAGGGGGGAGAGCUUUUUCUACAUAGGUUUGGGUUUUGUGAUCUAUAUGGCCCUUUAAGGUCUUGGAUUGCAGCUUGCAAGAAAAAGCAAACCCUUUCACAGUCAUGUCCCCUAAUGUGCAAGCCCUCACUGUGUAACAAUCAGGACCUUGUCAUCAUUUUAGAUAGCUGCCAUAGUGGAGAGUUUGCUAGGCAGUUACACAAUUUUCUUGAAGUUAUGAAAGGGAUAGACCCAACACUGAUGAAUGGAAAAACCAUCACCAUACAAGCAGCCUGUGGUCCAGAUGAACGUACACUUGGUGGGUAUUUCACACCCCUCUUUACCCACCUGAACGAUCCACAGAAUGAGGAGCUAAUGGAAACAUUGAAGAAGGAGUGGGGCAGCAUGAAAGAAGAAGACAAGAGUAAAUACAGUUUACCUGACCUGCCAUCUCCAAUGGUAGUUACCACAUUGCCUCAGCCUGAAGGUGUAACAAUGGAAAUGAACAUUGAGAAUUUCAAACUGACACUCUUUCCAAACCCUGGAUUCUUCAAGUUCUGUCUAAUCAAAGUCUACCAACAUGAGGAUUUGAAGUUAUUCGAGGGAAAGGAUAGAGUUUUAGAUAAAACUUCUGCCAAAAACUUCAUGGAUUCUUCCCCAUUUACCGUUCUUGACUACAAGCUGAAGACCAUGUCAACUGGCCCUUAUAAAGGAAAUCCCUUUGGUCUCUUUCUGCUGCAAGACCCGAAGGAUAAAAACAAGGCCAUCUGUGCCCACAUUCACUUCGCAAAAGACAACACUCAAAGGUGUACAAGAAUAAAUCUUGUCCACCUCAAGAAACCACCCAUUGGAAUUAUGUACUGCCUGGAUGUUGACCGUAGUGAUAUGUUGCAGCAUGCUAGUGCUGAGGAUAAAUACAAGGUAGUGGUCGACCUAGAUAGAAAUGCCGAAAACUUGGUAUGAGCCUGUCGUGAUUAUGUAACAAAACAAAAUCGCACAUUGUGGUAUGAUGUUAAGCAGUGGAACAUGAACAAGAGUAUACAUGGAUUAUUUAGGUUGAAAAGAGAACGUACAGUUAAGGAAGACUUUUAUUUGAAGGGCAUUGAAGAAUUUAAUCUCCCGAUUGUUUCAUAAAGUAAGAACUUGUUUGUUUAUUGGGAGUUUGUUAUUAUGUUUGUUGCUUAUAACUUUACCAGGGCUGUGGCAGGGCCUGGUGGCCCCUGGCACCUUACUUUUGCUCUUGGGAAACUAAGGAAUCUUAGUUUUUUCAUAAAAAGCAUAUGCUGGGUACCCUGGAUUUCAGCUUUAGAGCAGGGGGCUCCCUUCAAUUUUUCCUAGAGCCCACCCUUAGAUAUACAUAUACAUAUAUAUAUAUA
Molecule: messenger RNA, 5317 nt
Organism: Stylophora pistillata
Lineage: Eukaryota; Metazoa; Cnidaria; Anthozoa; Scleractinia; Pocilloporidae
Product: KICSTOR subunit 2-like
Biological process (GO): negative regulation of TORC1 signaling; cellular response to amino acid starvation; protein localization to lysosome
Cellular component (GO): KICSTOR complex
Source: RefSeq, a predicted model, not a curated record